Molecule: messenger RNA, 908 nt
Organism: Baudoinia panamericana UAMH 10762
Lineage: Eukaryota; Fungi; Ascomycota; Dothideomycetes; Mycosphaerellales; Teratosphaeriaceae
Exons: 3
Coding region: 1-762 (253 amino acids)
Biological process (GO): ribose phosphate biosynthetic process
Molecular function (GO): sedoheptulose-bisphosphatase activity
Source: RefSeq, a predicted model, not a curated record
AUGACCACACCUCGUGUCUUCAUUAUCCGGCAUGGCGAGACGGAAUGGUCGCUCAACGGCCGUCAUACUGGCAUGAGCGACAUUCCACUUACCGCCAAUGGCGAGAAACGAAUAAGGGCAACCGGGCGCGCGCUUGUGGGAGCGGACAGGCUGAUCGUGCCGAGGAACCUGGCUCACAUAUAUGUCUCGCCGCGCAAACGAGCGCAACGGACGCUUGAGCUGCUCGGACUAGGUUUAGAGGAUGACAUGCCGUGGCAGGCGCACGGCGACAUCGCAAAGGCCAACAAAGGCACCAGGGCAAAGAUCGAGGUGACGGAGGCUAUACGUGAGUGGGACUAUGGCGACUAUGAAGGCAUUACUAGUAAGGAGAUUGCGGCUCAAAGGGAGAAGGACGGGCUGCCAAAGUGGGACAUAUGGAAGGAUGGUUGUCCGAACGGCGAAUCGCCACAACAAAUCACAGAACGUCUAGAUGCACUAAUAGCUGACGUUCGGUCACGUUUCCAUGCACACGCUAUCGGUAAGCCCAAAGGCUCCGUGACUGAGCCAUACGACGUCCUGAUAGUGGCUCAUGGCCACAUAUUGCGAGCUUUUGCCGCUAGAUGGGUCAAUAAGAACAUCGCAGAGAACCCGAGCCUGCUGCUCGAGGCUGGUGGCGUUGGCACGCUGAGUUACGAGCACCAUGCGCUGAACGAGCCAGCAAUACUGCUUGGUGGCGCCUUUAUGAGCGAUAUCGUUGAUCAGGUGGAAGACGGCAAGCAUUGAAGAGCGGAAGAUUUAGAGAGUCCAUCUUGUGAACAGCAGGUUGUCGGAGACACAGGCCGCUUCCGCCAUUGCCAUGCUCCCUGGCCGCUGCCGUGGCUCGCCUAUGCGAUGCUAUGCACAUUCAAGGAUUAAAAUAGCGGACCACC